UACCACCAAUAGUAACAGGCUUUAAAUCGACAGUAUUUCAUCACGGAAUGGCUUACCAGUGAUACUUAGGGCUCAGAAAAAAUGUAGAGUAACCGUUUAAGUAUAACAGUUUCUACUGCAGAGAGAGCGGCUGAGACCAUGUCCAGACGGAAGGGACGGAUAGGGAGCUUCUUGUAACUACCAUUUACUGGCGCAACACGAAAAUGAUCAGGAGAUAGACUUUGAUUGUGACACGCAAUUUUGUGAAUGGAUAAUCCGUGACAUGUAUACUAUUUUAAGUUAAUCUAUUUACCUUAGGAUAUUUCACCGUUAUAAGUGGCCAAUAAAGGUUGAAGAAAAACAACAAUGGACAUGUUUAACUGACACCAACCUUUGCGGACGUCUACCAAUUGUUUACAAUGACAUCUACUGUCUGCUGAUAUAACAGCAGUGUCAUCUAAUUCCAGGAUGGAUCUAUUCCUGUAGGGGAUAAUAAACUACGCCAUGCAACAGGAAAAAAAGAUGAAAAAAGGCACCGUGGACAGAUUGAAAAUAAAAGGGACGCCAGCUCCCCGGAACACCCCGACGUCGCCGUUGUUGUCAAUGUCAAAAGCAAACAGGGCGACUAAUCCGAGUGUGGCAGCCGUUGAUAGGUCAUAUGAGUUCAUCUUGCGCAAAGCAAACAGAAAGGCUUUGGAGCAGAUGCCAGCAGGGCCUAGCCAUAUCACAAGACGCAUGGAUUUCCUAAACAGAAUUCAGAGUGCCAAUUUUGGAAUAUCGACAAUGGAUUCUCCCUACAUCACUAGUGAAGAGACAGUUGUCGACGACCGGCCUAAAUUUGUUCUUUGUGGACAGCCACUAAACGGAUAUUCUCCAAAAUCGUUUAUAAAGUACUUUAGUGAUCAACGAGUGGGGAAUUUUAAAACAUCGGCACAUGAAAUAUAUCGGGCGCGUCACAAUAUUAAAACCAGAGCUCGCAGUGAACCGACAUGGAGAACAACAGACAAACAAAAUGGUGACAGGUCCUCAGCAAAAACUGAUUUCAAAGACACUAGGAGUAUACAUUCAUCAUCAUUAAUCUCUGUUCCCUCCUUGGCUAGUGAGAGUGUAACUCUUCCCGCUAUGAGACCAUCGCCAGUGGAUAAGGCGAAGUCGUCCUUCGAAUUAAAAGGGAGAAGUUUCAAACCUGUCAAUGGCUUAAGUCUAGGAUUUCCCUCAUCCGUCAGUGGAGAUUUCAUGAUAUCAAAGUCAAAGUCCAGGGUAUCGAAAAAAGACAAGAAGGAAACUGACGGAACAACUUCCACCUCCAGUCAGCCCAACCCUGGCGGAUCUGCUUUCUUACAUAUUAACAAUGAUCCACAAGAGGUGAAAAUUGCAUCAGACAACGGAGCUGAAUUCCCGAAACACAAUAAAUCGUUUGGUAAGAAAGGAAUACGUUAUUUCAACAAUCCCUAUAGACUUCUUAAGCACAGGGAAAGACAGGUAGCUGUCCGAACACAAAACCUAGACAUGAAAUCAGUUCAGAAAAUAGCAAAUAUGUCUAACGACGCCAUGUCUGAAUCGGAGAAAGUUCUGGAAAAUCUGCCAGGAGGUGCAUCAUCAGAGCAACUCCUUUUAGAAAUGAUGUUUGAAUCGAACAAACCAAAUACUCGUAGAUCGAUUAGUGGAAAAUAUUCGGACAUUGCUCUCCAUAGAGACUUAGACGAAUAUAUGGUUGUGAGGACACCCCCAUCCUCCACCAGAGACUCUCCUGUGAAGUCACACAGGGGGAAAAGUGGCAGGAGAUACCUAGAUGAGCUUGAAGAGGAAUCACAUUGGGCUGGGAAUGACAUUAAUGAAGUAGGAAUCAUAAACAGAAAUCUUACGUAGUGAGGGAUUUAUUCAGUAUUGAGCGAAGUUACUUGUCUGUUUCGAGAGGGAAGUUUCACUUCACUCUAUGAUAGCGAACUACACCUUAAAAUACAAUGUACAACUUUGUCCUUAAAGAACGGGUAAUCAAUAGUUUUUUUUUAUUUUAGAUCAUAGAUGAAAGUAUGUAUAUAAAGUAAUUCAUUGCAAGUUAUGUCAUAAAAUUCUUUUCAAUGAAUGAUUGAAAUCAUUAACAGAAAUUGCAUCGUGACAACUGUUUUAGUACUGCCAAUUGGCUUAUUGAAUUACUAUGCAACAUAUGACAAGGUCGUUUAAUGCUGUGAUAUCUACAUUUUACCCUAUAUAGGUAUUUAAACUUGUCAAAUAAAUAAAAGUAAAAUAUUUAUUAGUAUUCUUCCAAAUACCUAAUGUUAUGAUAUUCAAACAUAUACAGUCUAUCAUUCUGGAUGUUAAUGUGCAAAUCUCAGUAACAAAUACGUUUGAUUGCUGACUUAUAAUGGAAUUAUUAUUUCCUUUGGACUAUCGACGUACACAUUUUGAAAGCGUGUAUGUUUACAUGCUAGUCAGGUUUUAGAGUCCAAAAAUACAAAGCUAAAACAUAAAUAUGGGUUUUGGUUAUACCUUGUCAAUUUUAAAAUAUUCAUGAGGUAUGCGUUUUGUAUCAAUUUGAAUAGACUUUAAGUCGUUAAACUCGAUUGUCAUCAUUUUUGUUUUACCGUACUUUAUUUGUUUAUAUCCAUUUUUUUUUUAAUUUUUCAGUAUUAAACACAUCCCUUUAUUAUUCUCAUUGUUGAUGUACAAUGUGUUUUGUCACUGUUGAGAUCAAUAAAUCGUUAUACUAAACGAAUAAUAUCG
Pecten maximus is the source of this 2703-nucleotide messenger RNA. RefSeq lists its product as uncharacterized. The record is from RefSeq and is a predicted model, not a curated record. The transcript is spliced from 2 exons. The coding region runs from base 484 to 1848 and encodes 454 amino acids. Lineage: Eukaryota; Metazoa; Mollusca; Bivalvia; Pectinida; Pectinidae.